GCCGUCGGAGGAAAGCAAAGAAGAAGAAGAAGCUAUAAAAGAAUCAAGUUGUCUACAAGGAGACACUAACUACAAGACAUCAUGAAGGCUCUAACUCUUCUCUCCAUCUGUACUCUUCUCUCAGUGUGCUGGUCCAUGGGAGCGGUGGAACCGGAGGUUGUCGUGGACCCCGAUGCUGACACAGCUGCUGAUGUUGCACCUGCUGACCCUGCCGCUUCUGAUUCCUCCUCCGCUUCCGACUCCUCUUCCUCCUCUGAGUCCGAUUCCGCCUCAUCUGACUCUUCCUCAGACUCUUCAGCAUCCGAUUCAUCAUCCUCAGAGUCCUCUGAAUCCUCUGAGUCCUCUGAGUCCUCACAGUCUUCAGAGUCCUCUGAAUCCUCCGAGUCCUCCGAGUCCGACUCCUCUGCAUCAGACUCUGGCUCUGACUCUUCUUCUUCUUCAUCAUCCUCAUCUUCAUCAGAGUCAGCCAGUUCUGAGGCUAAUCCAGUGGUGAUGAAGAGAGAUCUGGCUGCUGUUCUUCUGAGAAGGAGAAGAGCUGCUCCAGCUGGUAACCUCUCCCCUCUGCAGCUGGAAAGCCUCAGAGAGCUGUGUGAGGUGAACGUUGCCUGCGACGAGAUGGCCGACACUUCCGGCAUCGUGGCCGCGUACACCGCCUACUACGGGCCCGUCCCCUUCUAAGUUAAAGGAGAUCUCUGUCAUUCAUAUGUGUACUGUUUUUCUGUCAUUUUCUUAUACAACAGUGCAACAACUCCCCUAAAUCAGAAGCAGAACACAAAAACCAUGGUUCAGAACCAUGCUAUGAUGCUACACAGAGAAUUUCUUUAGGCACAAAUUAUUGCACAAGUGGCCAGCUAUAGUGGUCCCGAAAGAAACUGCCUCUUCCAGGCUUUCAGAGAGAGGCACAUGGAAACACAAGCCUGUGAAGUAUGUUAUAGUAGCCCACACAAGUUUUAAAUUAUUCUUUUCAUCUGUAGUGUAAUGCAGUGAAUGGUGCUACAAGUGCAAAUGUAUUGUUUCUUUUUUCUUUUUUUUCUUUUGAUGUACUGAUGUUUUGAUAUUAUGGAUAGUCUUACUUUAAGUGGUAGUUCUAGUGAGUAGUGGAUGUAGUAAUGAGGUCGUAGAGGUAGUGUAGUGUUAGCAUUGUGUUGAUAGUGGUAGUGUACACUAUGUGUAAAAUGCACAUCAGUUAUCUGUUAUGACUGUAACCACAUAUUGCCUCUGGGUUUAAAAAUAAUAAAUUAUUUUGUUUUGUCAAA
Molecule: messenger RNA, 1256 nt
Organism: Oreochromis aureus
Lineage: Eukaryota; Metazoa; Chordata; Actinopteri; Cichliformes; Cichlidae
Gene: bglapl
Product: bone gamma-carboxyglutamate (gla) protein, like
Exons: 4
Coding region: 82-678 (198 amino acids)
Biological process (GO): osteoblast differentiation; bone development; response to vitamin K
Cellular component (GO): extracellular region
Molecular function (GO): hydroxyapatite binding; calcium ion binding; structural constituent of bone
Source: RefSeq, a predicted model, not a curated record